ACGGUUGAUAGCCGUACCAUUGGAGUAAUAUCCAUAAAGACACAAAACAACGCAGAUUUCAAAAAGGCAGAACCGAUGAGUUGGGGGAAUGAAACUAUAUGUGACUUUCUUGAAGGUAAAAAGAAGAAUGAAUUGUUAAAAAAACACCCCAACAUGUUCUGCAAAGAAGAUGAGAAGACCCUACAGUGUACCUCUGACCGUUUUGCCCUUGGAAUGUGCUUAACGAAGGAAAACUUUGAAAGGUUACCUGACGAAUACCGUCAUUUCAAUGGCAAAGAAUUAGAGCUGAAAGAUGACUUGAUGGAUGGUUACACGGUCAUCAAACCCUUGGAGAGCACUGCCUGUGAGGAUGGUAAUGAGACUCUGUUGCCUGGCAGUCUUCUGAGCAAUACGUCACGAUGUUUGAACGCUGAGGGUGUCGUACUACGUGAUUCAAACGGCCACAGAAGCCUCAACAUUGCUGGCGUUUGUGCGAAAGUGAAGUGUGAUAAUAAGGAGGAGAAGGUACUUGUGCAGUACAAGGGCCAGAGUGACACUGCUUGGCAUGUGUGCCGAAAUGAUGACGAUAAAAUUGAACUGAAGGGUUCAGUGUUCAGCAGUGGUACUAUUAAGUGUCCCAAUUUCAAAGAAGUCUGCACAGGGUUGCCAAAAACCAAACCUCUCACCAUUAAGUUGUACACUGGCGAGGAUCUAGAGGCAAGCGACGUUGUUGUGAAUGACGACGAUGAAGAAACAGUAACAGCGACUCACAUCGAUGAUCGCACUCAAGCUGAAUCUGAUAAACGUGAAAAUGGCGUACCCGGUGCGGGAUCCACUGGACUGGAGAACAAGGACAAAACACCGGAAAGCACAGAAAGAGGAAAAGAUCGGAACGGCAGUGUGACCACUGUGGGUGGAGUGAGCAGCAGUACUGGAAGUGGUGGCACGAGCAGUACGGAACCAAUUAAAGAGGACGAGUCUAAUGCUGCUGUUGCUCGGCCCGGCCACAACUCAUCUUCUUCUCUCCCUGCUGCUGAUGCUUCAUCCACAUCUAAUCCCACCAGCGAUGGCAACACAAUACAGUCCACCAACACUGUUGAUGUUCGGCCCUCUCACAAAAUAAAUAACACUGUUUUGAACGGGACAAAAUUUACUGAGGACCAAAUGAAAGAAACACUAAAUCAUACAAAUGUAAUGGGUGCGUUGGGUCCUGACAGCAGCAUCAUGGUCUCCUACACGGCCCCUUUUGCACUUCUUGUGUGUGUUGUUGGUUUUGUGAUGGUUCCAUGA
Messenger RNA from Trypanosoma theileri, 1269 nucleotides. RefSeq names its product putative surface protease GP63, putative,metallopeptidase. The transcript has a single exon. Gene Ontology annotation, biological process: proteolysis; cell adhesion. Gene Ontology annotation, cellular component: cytoplasm; membrane. The record is from RefSeq and is a predicted model, not a curated record. The annotation marks the transcript as partial. Gene Ontology annotation, molecular function: metalloendopeptidase activity. NCBI's taxonomy places the organism in Eukaryota, Euglenozoa, Kinetoplastea, Trypanosomatida, Trypanosomatidae.